Cooperia oncophora is the source of this 480-nucleotide messenger RNA. NCBI's taxonomy places the organism in Eukaryota, Metazoa, Nematoda, Chromadorea, Rhabditida, Trichostrongylidae. The record is from the annotation of a GenBank genome assembly.
AUGUUCUCAAUGGAAUUUAGAAGCUCCUCCACAGAAGCAGCAGAAGUCCAGAACACGUUCGAUUACGAAGGCUGCCAUGACGAAGCUAGGAACACAGAUGCAACUAGAAGGCGAGGAUCAUUUGCACCACCGAUAUUUCUCCCACGAAGUACGAACACUGGCUUUCAGAAGGACGCUAGAGGUCCUGCCGGGCCUCCAUCACCCCCAUUGACUCCACCGAGCAGGUUUCUGAACCGCUCUCCGCCUUCGAUCAUGCCGUUAAAUAGGUCUCCUCCUUCAAUUUCUCCGAAUAAUCAACAGAACAUUCCAUUCCAACGAACUAAUGAAAGGCCAAUUGGACCAACGCCUCCAACGACUCUCCCACCAAGGACCACAAAGCACAUACCAAGGCCACCUUCAGCUGUACCUCCGAACUUUGGGCCACCAGGAAUGACACCAUUUAUGUUCCACGAAGGAAGGCUGGUUGAACGAAACGUUUAG